UCCCUCAUGCUUUGGAUAUCAUAAAUGGCUCCCCAAAAGCAACUGCAACACAUAAAGCUAUGGAAGCAAAAACACCUUCAAGCAUUAGGAUGCACCUGUACACGUUUGUCCUCACAAAGCUGGACGAGAUUAAGCAAAGUGGCUGAAAGAGAUCGUCAUCUCCAUACCCACUGAUGCCAAUGGACAAAGCAAUCAGUGCCGUGAUGGAGCAAGCCAAUCAUCUUAGCACACACUUGAUUGAUGUACAAGAUGGAUCAGAUUGUGUUCUGGCAGAGGAUGUUUGUUCAGCAGCUCCAUUUCCUCCGUUCCCUGCUUCUAUCAAAGAUGCAUGGCUAUGCAGUCUUUAAGCUUCAGAUGGACCAGGAAUUCGCAAAGUUGUUGGUCCUGUGACGGCAGGUGAAAUUACCUCCUCAGAAGUGACGUCAGGUCAUGUGAUGCGCAUAACCACAGGUGCUCCUGUACCCCCUGGUUCAGAUGCAGUGGUUCAGGUUGAAGACACAGAACUGGUGGAAAGUGCUGAUGAGGGAAAAACUGAAGUCAAGGUGAAGAUCUUGUCAACUCCAAAAGUUGCUCAGGAUUUAAGGCCCAUUGGGUUUGACAUUUCCUCUGGAGAGCUGGUUCUAAGCAAAGGAGAGGUCCUGGGUCCUGCAGAGCUUGGUUUGUUGGCCACAGUCAGUGUUACCCAGGUAUCUGUUUUCAAGAAGCCUAAGGUUGCUAUCCUUUCGACUGGUAAUGAGAUUGUCCAACCCACAGAAAGCCCAAAGGCUGGUCAAAUCAGGGAUAGCAACAAGACAACCCUAACAGCAGCUGUUAAGAAAGAAGGGUUUGAUGUUAUUGACCUGGGAAUAGCUCAAGAUAAUCCAGAAAGUCUUGAAGCUACUCUUACCAAGGGUUUGACUGAAGCAGAUGUUGUUAUAUCCUCUGGGGGUGUGUCUAUGAGUGAAAAGGUACAGGUCUUUAAUUAUACCACAGGGAGCCCAAUUUAGAUAAAAGUAAAAUUGGAAAAAUAAAGUUGAAAAAUAAUGCAAAAUUAAUUAUUUUUUUAAUUUGACCUUUUAAUGAAGGGAUGAAAUCAACUGGAGAAAAACUUGGACAUGAAAAAACCAUUAAAACUCGUAAAUCACAAAUGUGAUUUAGCUGAUUGAUGAGUAUCAAAUCACUGAUGUACCGAUUGUUUGUUCAAGCUAAUUUUUUCUCUAAGACUGUGACCUGCUUACUAGACAGAUGAAAUCAGUGAAAAUUAUCCUAGUUGGCCAUGCCCAAUGGGGGUUACUAUAAGCAAAUUGAAUAUUCAAAAGCCUAUCCGGACUGCAAAUUAUUUGAGCUGCUUACAAACCAGUUCGCCCCAUUUUUUUGUCCAUCUAUGCACCAUGUAGGGGUAGAGGAUGGAGACCUUGGCCCUGCUGUAUGAAGAGUGGAUAGUACUAUUCAACAUUUAAUUCCUUAUGCAUUUCAUAAAGUGAUGCUGUUAACCAAUAUUUAUCCAGUGAACAAGAUUUAUCUGUUGGAUAGUGCUAUGCACCUUUUGUACAACCAGGUUCAGGUUGUUUAGCUAGCUUGAGGUAGUUUCCUUCCCUGAUAGUAGCCCAAUGGAAGGGAUGAAAACAACCUCUGCUUGCAGGGAAGUGGUUUCCUCCCUACAGGGCAGUUAAAAAUGAAAGCGAAAGUUUUAAUCACCAAGGACCACACACAACACAGAAAUUUAAAGCACUGAAAUGGCAUGACAACUCAGUUUUAUUUAUAGAAACCAUAAUAUGAAUACACUUUGCAAUUCUGUAUUAUUUUUCCUAGAGAUGCCACUUCAAUAUUAAAUGAUAUUCAACAUUUGAGGAGGGAUCGAUAUUUUUACACUUGAAAUCGUAAACUAGAUAAAAAUGUCAAAGAUUUUAUAAGCUUGGUGUGAGCUAAAUUUCUUUUACUAUAUAAUACUUUAUUCCGACUGUUUUGACUUUUACAGGUGAGCAAUACACCAUUCCUUUAAGCAAGUAUAACAAUCUGAGCUUUGCUUCUUAUUUGCGUUCACCAAAUCUUCCAACCAUUUCCUGAACUGCUCUUCAUCUUUCUUCAACUUCAAGAACUGUGCAAGUACCUCAUAUGCAUAAUCAAAGCCCUUGUCUUUAAGCUUGCCUCCAAGUACUUCACCGAUCCCUGCUAGCUCUGUCACUGGCUUCUCGCGCAUAGGCUCACUAACGAAAUUCUCGUGUUUUUGCGAUGUGGAAUUCAUUUCUUGAUGAUGCUAAACUUUGAAAAGAGAAAUGAAAUGAAUGGCUGUUAAAAAUAACAACACGACCUAUAACACGAGGUAUCUUUCUUCGAUUUCGACGAGAAAUCGAAGAAAAAUACAAAGGAAAUAGAGCGUUAAUAAUCGUAAAUAGCUUUAAAAUUCUAGGUGUAUAAGAGGUACUUACUUGAUCGCUAGAAAAAUGAUUUAAAGUGAGAAAAAUACAAGAUGGAUCUUCUCCUUUCUCAGAAAUAUCAGUCAGUAGAGAACUUGAAUCUUGGAAUUUUACCAUAUAUGGUAAGUUAUACCAAAUAUGGUCAUCAAUCUCGUACCCAGAGCCCUUAUUUCUUACUGCGCAUGCUCGACGAAAUAAUUAUUUCGUCGAGCAUGCGCAGGGUUACUACUUCAUGUAAGACCUCCAAUCUCGUACCCAGAGCCCUUAAAAUUAAAUAAUUUUAAAUUUUUUUUUCUUACUGCGCAUGCUCGACGAAAUAAUUGGCUCUGGAAAACUCCAAACCGGAAGACCCAGAUUCUAGGUUUCUCGCACAUGCGCAUUAUGACAGACUAGGUAAAUUCAAAAUGGCGGACGAUGUUCAGCAAGCAUGUGAAUUUGCGCUUGGAAAAUUAGGUUUUGAAGAUAGUUUUCAGUUAAAUUAACUCCGAAAAUAUCUAUUGGAUGGACAUCAAUACAAUUUCCAUUACAAAAUCGGCAAACCUUUGAAAAAUCCGGCCCUACAGGCUUUUUUGGUGUGCUUAAUUGGGUACUACUUCAUGUAAGACCUCAUGAAGUGGCACUAAUACCUCUUGUUUUAUGGUGUGUGUGCUGGUGUGUGUAUCCUUGUGGCUCCGUUGACGUUUUCAUGGCUAUCGUUACUGCUUGGCUUACUUCAGGUGCUUGGCUUACUUCAGGUGCUUUCAUUACUUGGGGUGAUUGGCUUACUUCAGGUGAUUGGCUUACUUGAGGUGAUUGGCUUGCUUGAGGUGAUUGACUUACUUCAAGUGCUUGGCUUACUUCCGGUGCUUGGCUUACUUGAAGUGAUUGACUUACUUCAGGUGAUUGGCUUACUUCAGGUGAUUGGCUUACUUCAGGUGAUUGACUUACUUCAGGUGAUUGGCUUACUUCAGGUGAUUAGCUUACUUCAGGUGCUUGGCUUGCUUGAGGUGCUUUGCUUACUUGAGGUGAUUGACUUACUUGAGGUGCUUUGCUUACUUCAAGUGCUUGGCUUACUUGAGGUGCUUCACUUACUUGAGGUGCUUGGCUUACUUGAGGGGAUACGGGCUCCAUGGUUACCCUCAUCACCGAGUCGUUCUACAGGGAAAAGCUACAGCCAACCCUAGGAGACCUACACCCUGAAACAAGAUUACUGCAGCUGCGAGGAGCUAACGGUUUGGACAUCCCUCACAUUGGAUAUAUCGUCGCUACAGUAGAGAUCGGAGGAGUGGUGGUCCCUGGGUGCGGCAUCUUCAUCACGAAGGACACAGCAGCCACUACAGUAAUGCAGAGGAGGGUACCUGGCCUACUGGGAACCAACGUUCUUGGGCAGGUGCCCCAAUACCAACAGAUCCUGCAAGAUGAA
Molecule: messenger RNA, 3798 nt
Organism: Actinia tenebrosa (Australian red waratah sea anemone)
Lineage: Eukaryota; Metazoa; Cnidaria; Anthozoa; Actiniaria; Actiniidae
Product: gephyrin
Biological process (GO): Mo-molybdopterin cofactor biosynthetic process
Cellular component (GO): cytoplasm; cytosol
Molecular function (GO): molybdopterin molybdotransferase activity
Source: RefSeq, a predicted model, not a curated record